This is a messenger RNA of Cucumis sativus (cucumber), 3271 nucleotides long. Its product is annotated as pentatricopeptide repeat-containing protein At2g19280. Bases 323 to 2359 code for a protein of 678 amino acids. Lineage: Eukaryota; Viridiplantae; Streptophyta; Magnoliopsida; Cucurbitales; Cucurbitaceae. The transcript is spliced from 6 exons. The record is from RefSeq and is a predicted model, not a curated record. Gene Ontology annotation, molecular function: protein binding.
UUUAAUUGUCUAAAAGGAUUGUCUUCCGACUUCCAGUUUCAAUUGGGACGGGCAGGUGCGGCUUAGCUUGGCUGCCGCCGGCGUCUCAACUCAUCCAUUACUUCUACUAACCUUCCACUUCCAAAUUGUUUGUCUUUGAACUUUGAACUUUACUUCCAAAUCAGGGUUUCAGUUUGUUAAAUCCCUAAUCAUACCUUCAAAACUCGUGUAAAUAAUCCCGAAAAUCACUUCCAUUUUCCUUUCGUCGUUUUGACCCUCCAACUUUUUUUUCCCCCAGCUGCUUCAUCUCGUCCUCUCCGCAUGGUUCAGUUUCCGGUUCUUCAUGAGGAGUGCAUUUUCAAUUAUAAGUUUCUGCUCCAAGCUCAACUUUAGAAGAAAAACACCAUGUAGAUAUUCUGCAACAGCCAAUUCUGAAUUGUCUUCUUUCAACCAUAUGGAUGAGGACUGCACAAACUAUGAUGUUAACUCUGAUGAACGAAGUUAUGUUGGCAAUGAAGUUGAAGUUUCUAAAGGUCAAAAAACUGAUGAGGAUGAAAUGGAAACGAUAAAAUUGAUACUUGGGAACCGUGGGUUUAAUCUUGGUUCGUGUCCGAAACAAUUGGAGAUCAUAAGGAUUUUGGACGUUUUAUUUGAGGAUAGUUCAGAUGCCGGACUUUGUCUUUACUACUUCAAAUGGUCAGGAUGUUUAUCUGGAUCUAAUCAGUCGCUGGAGUCAAUUUGUAGGAUGGCACAUAUUUUGGUUGCUGGGAAUAUGAAUCAUAGGGCAGUUGAUUUAAUAUCACACCUUGUUAAAAACUAUGGUUGUACAGAGGGAUCUUCAAGCAUAUUGUUGAAAGUUUUCUGUGAAACGCAUAAUGGAAGGAAAACUUUGGAAACCACAUGCAGCAUGAUGGUUAACUGUUAUAUCAAGGAAAGAAUGGUAACCUCUGCUCUUAUCUUGAUUGAUCAAAUGAAGCACCUUAACAUAUUUCCUUCUAUAUGGGUAUACAAGUCGGUGAUAAAAGCUUUAUUACAAACCAAUCAGUCAGGCAUGGCCUGGGAUCUUCUAGAAGAAAUGCACCGGCAAGGUGUAAGUUUAAAUUAUUCAAUUAAUUUAUUUAUUCAUCAUUAUUGUUCAGAAGGUAAUCUGGGCAAGGGAUGGAAAGUGCUUUUGGAGUUGAGGAAUUUUGGAUCUAAGCCAGAUGUAGUUGAUUACACAACUGUGAUCAACUCACUUUGCAAAGUCUCUCUGUUAAAAGAAGCCACCGCCCUGUUGUUUAAAAUGAUUACUUUUGGUGUCUCUCCUGAUUUAGUUACAAUGAGUUCUAUUAUUGAUGGUCAUUGUAAAGUAGGAAAGUCAGAUAUAGCUUGUAAAAUACUAAAGUACUUUAGGCUUCCCCUAAAUAUUUUCAUAUACAAUAGCUUUAUAACAAAGUUAUCUACGGAAGGAGACAUGGUAAAAGCUUCAAAAGUUUUUCUUGAAAUGACUGAGGUGGGCUUAGUUCCAGAUUGUAUUAGUUACACAACCAUGAUAGGAGGUUAUUGUAAAGUGGGAAACAUAAACAUAGCAUUUUCUUACCUGAGCAAGAUGUUAAAAAGUGGGAUACAACCAUCUGUUAUUACGUAUACUUUGUUCCUUGAUUACUUUUGUGAGUGUAGAGAUGUGGAAAUGGCUGAAGUUAUGUUUGAAAAGAUGAUUGUUGAGGGUUUAAAACCUGACGUUGUCGUGUAUAAUAUAUUGAUGGAUGCAUAUGGAAAGAAGGGCUACAUGCACAAGGCUUUUAAACUCCUUGAUAUGAUGAGAUCUACAAAUGUUACUCCUGACGUUGUGACGUAUAACACUCUCAUUAAUGGUCUUGUUAUGCGAGGGUUUCUUCAAGAAGCAAAGGAUAUUCUAGAUGAGCUCAUCAGGAGGGGUUUCAGUGUAGAUGUUGUCACAUACACUAAUAUCAUACAUGGAUAUUCCACAAGGGGAAACUUUGAGGAAGCUUUUCUUCUUUGGUAUCAUAUGGCUGAGAACUGUGUAACGCCUGAUGUUGUUACUUGCAGUGCUCUUCUUAGUGGGUAUUGCCGAGAAAAGCGUAUGGAUGAAGCAAAUGCACUAUUUUGUAAAAUGCUGGACAUUGGGUUAAAACCAGACUUGAUAUUGUACAAUACUCUAAUCCAUGGAUUUUGCAGUGUUGGUAAUGUAGAUGAAGGUUGCAAUCUGGUAAAGAAGAUGAUUGAAAGCAGCAUCAUUCCAAACAAUGUUACUCAUCGUGCACUUGUCCUUGGAUUUCAGAAAAAGAGAGUUACGGAUCCAAUACAGAGUGCCACUUCUAAACUCCAAGAAAUCUUGAUUGCAUAUGAUCUUCAGAUUGAUGCCAUUGGAUAUAUCUAAUGUUGGACAAACAAGAUGAUCGCACCAUUCUGCUUCUGCAUGUGAUAAACUUCUCAUAUGCAUGCUGGGUUCUGUUAUAUGUAUUUAAAAUGGCCUAGCUCAUAAUCCUGAAGAGGAAAGAAGCUAAAUCAGAAAAUGGCACUUUGCUCUUCUGUAUCAACUCUAUCUUCCAAGCCAGCCCCUGAAAUCAUACUCAAAUAUUUUGAAUCGAUGGUUUCGGGAAAAAUAUCAAAGUCUCCGGCUCCGAGUUGCUUGGAAAAUUUGAUGAGAAGAAGCAACGCAAGGAGGCUGAAUCUGGCAAGGUUUUCUGAGAUUGAAUCAGAAUGCCAAGAUACAAGGAAGCCAUGCCUACUCCAUCUUCUGAAUUGGAAACGUUGAGAUACCGUUUGGGCAGCAUGGGCGAUCCUACUGACGAGGACGAACAAAAAUGACCAUUUGCCCUUCUGAACUGUUAAGUCUAGAAGCGGAUUAUCGUUUUGAUCUGGAGGAUCAGCAUCACAACAUUGGAGAAAAGGCAUUGAGGAUUCCAGUGUUGUCUUAUCUAAAAGUUAAUUUUUAUUUUAGUUCUAACCACCAUGGGUUAGCCUAGUGGCUAUUGAGAGUUACCUAUUGGCUUAUAGAAAAUAAAUUUUCGUCAGAGUGAUCACUCAGAAUUUAAUAUCUUGUUACUUUCACAAGUAAAUGUAAUAAGUUCAAGUAGUUUUCUCCAUGUAAUAGUUGAGAUACGAACAAAUUGAACGAUGCCCAAAGAUGUAAAAUAAUAAUAAAUUUGACCUAAGUUUAUGAUAGGGGUUGUCUUCAUUUUAAUUGGAUCAAGAACUCUCGAACCAGAAAAUUAAAUAGCUGGAAGAGAGUUGUCGAGUUGUAUCUCUUUAGCUUUUUCAUGUUGAACUUGUGAGAUGACUUACAUAA